This is a messenger RNA of Cyphomyrmex costatus, 735 nucleotides long. Its product is annotated as ferritin, heavy subunit. Gene Ontology annotation, cellular component: cytoplasm. The coding region runs from base 1 to 735 and encodes 244 amino acids. The transcript has 4 exons. Gene Ontology annotation, molecular function: ferric iron binding; ferrous iron binding. Gene Ontology annotation, biological process: iron ion transport; intracellular iron ion homeostasis. Lineage: Eukaryota; Metazoa; Arthropoda; Insecta; Hymenoptera; Formicidae. The record is from RefSeq and is a predicted model, not a curated record.
AUGUUGCGAGUGUUGAAAUCUUAUUACAAACUUUUAAAAUCUUGUAAUCAUGACUUCUAUUCGCUAACUCGACAAUUAGGUUAUAGCUCAACUCAGAAAAAAUCGGAAAAUGAUGAUCAAAUAAGAAUGUGUAUUGAUAAACCAACAAAAUGGCCGAGUGGAAAGAGGGUCAAUUUUGAUUUCCACGAAGAAACAGAAGCUGCAAUAAAUGAGCAAAUAAAUGUGGAGCUGAUGGCAUUUUAUUAUUAUUUAUCAAUGGCUACAUAUUUCGGUCGCGUAGACAUCGCUUUACCCGGCUGCGAGUCAUUCUUUAUGCAAAUGCAUCAUGAGGAGCAUGAACAUGCCUUGAAAUUUAUUAACUAUGUAAAAAUGCGAGGCGGAAAAGUACAUUUGUGCGCUAUAUCGCCGCCGAAUGAUCAAGAUUGGAAAUGCCCAUUGCAUGCAUUCAAAACGGCAUUGCAGUUGGAAAUCGAAGUUAGUAAAAAACUGGUUGCUGUAAAUGCUAUAACGGAGAAGCACGGUGAUCUCAACGCGAGUGAUUUCAUUGUCACCGGUUUCAUGGAAGAUCAGAUGAAAAGCGUUAACGAAUUUGGAAGAUUAACGACUGUGUUGUCGGGCGUUGGAGAUCAAGCAUUGGCGCGAUUUCUAUUCGAUAAGGAUCUACUUGAAAAUUAUGUCAUGCCCAAUUUCAAUAUUCUAAAAACUAAAUCUCAGCGAAAGCAGUUUGAUAAAUAG